Molecule: messenger RNA, 1509 nt
Organism: Magnolia sinica
Lineage: Eukaryota; Viridiplantae; Streptophyta; Magnoliopsida; Magnoliales; Magnoliaceae
Product: type IV inositol polyphosphate 5-phosphatase 11
Exons: 8
Coding region: 311-1351 (346 amino acids)
Biological process (GO): phosphatidylinositol dephosphorylation; response to auxin; response to salt stress
Cellular component (GO): plasma membrane
Molecular function (GO): phosphatidylinositol-3,5-bisphosphate 5-phosphatase activity; phosphatidylinositol-3,4,5-trisphosphate 5-phosphatase activity
Source: RefSeq, a predicted model, not a curated record
AAGGAGAAGGAGAGAGGGAGACAGAGGGUCACGUACUUGAAAUUUCAAACCCGCAUGUAUUUCAACCCUUCAUUGCUUGACUUUCAGAUCAGCAGCUCCACCGCCAAAUGGCAGAUAUUUCGUCGUCAUGCAAUAAAAAGGCACCAGUCAGCAAUAUCUGGUUUUGAUUUUCCUUUUAAAAGACACGGAUUGCCAGCGACCCUGACUUCAGGGAGUUCUCUUCUUUCUGGACAUUGGUGGAUUUUUAUUUCUCAAAAUACAUGGUUUGAAUUCUACAUGUUUGGGGUUGAUUCUUUCUCAUUUGCAAGGCAUGGGAAACAGCUGCACUGUUCAUGCUGUAAGGAGGAGAUCAAGGGAUAGGCAUAAAAGGCUCACAGCGACGAACACCCACCAUUCAAUUCAUGAAGGAAUAAAAACAGUUGUGGCUGAAAAUUUCUGUGAAUCAUCAUCAAACGUUCCAGUCCUUUGCAUGUGCAUAGUGACAUGGAACAUGAAUGGAAAGGUGUCGUCGGAGGACUUCGUUGAGCUCAUUGGUGGUAAUCGAAACUUCGAUCUAUUUGUGGUGGGCCUGCAAGAAGUGCCAAGGCACAACGUCGCUCGAUUGUUGAAGGCAAUUCUAGUUGAUACUCACAGACUUGUAGGUGAAGCCAUCAUGCAGUCUCUACAGCUGUUUGUGUUUGGGCAAAAGAACUCAGAUCUCUCAACAAAAGAAGUGAAGGUAGAAAAGCAUAGCAUCGGGGGAUUUGGAGGACUGAUUGGGAGAAAGAAGGGAGCUGUUACCAUAAGCCUCAGCUUCAAAGGAGUCCAUAUGCAGUUCACAUCAUGCCAUCUUUCAGCCCACACGCGUAAUGUUGAAGAAAGGAAUUUGGAAUGGAGGUACAUAUGCCAUGCUCUACUAUCAAACCGAAACCCAUAUGCAAGGCCCCCACAUAUCACUGUUUGGCUGGGUGAUCUCAAUUACAGAAUUCAAGGCAUCGAAACGUCACCGGCAAGGAGUCUGAUACAGAAAAACCUUCACAAGACGCUGACUAGCAAAGAUCAGCUCCUACGGGAGGCAGAAAGGGGGCAAAUUUUCAACGGAUACUGCGAGGGGACCUUGGCAUUCAAGCCUACGUACAAAUACAAUGUUGGAAGUAGCGAUUACGAUACAAGUUACAAGGGGAGAGUACCAUCAUGGACAGACAGGAUCUUGUUCAAGAUAGAGGAAUCGGCCGACAUCGAUGUGGCGUUACGCUCUUAUGAAUCCGUUGAUUCGAUCGACAGUUCUGAUCAUAAACCUGUGAGGGCCCAUCUUUGUUUAAAAAUAAACAACCCGCAAUCGAAUUUCCCACUACGUAACCAAGUUCUCUAAUUGGAGAACGGUUGUAUUAAUUACCAUGCACAUUAGUCCAUUAAAAUCAUACUGCUUUUCUCUUGUAAUUAACAAUAGAACGAUGAGAAAUAACCAAUGAAAUGAUUCUUUUAUUUGUAUCAUAGACUAAUCAAGAAGAGUAUUUGUAAUAUCUACCC